Messenger RNA from Uranotaenia lowii, 7777 nucleotides. RefSeq lists its product as uncharacterized. The record is from RefSeq and is a predicted model, not a curated record. NCBI's taxonomy places the organism in Eukaryota, Metazoa, Arthropoda, Insecta, Diptera, Culicidae. The coding region runs from base 5413 to 6753 and encodes 446 amino acids. The transcript has 2 exons.
GUCACGGCGACGGCGUGCAUUACUGUGUUUAUGGAAGUUGACGGUUUGGAAACAGACUCUAAACUAACAUAAACCUGAAAGGGCGGUUGCACGUAGCCUUAUUCGAUAUGAGAUCAUAGAAAGUGAAUUAAAAGGUGCUUCAAUAUCGUAUACUUUUUCUUUGAUGAUCCAUGUUGAUAAGGUGAAUGGGAGUUGAAACACUUGCCCUCCCUUCCGUUGGACAACAACAGCAUUGCGCAGUGGAAAUAUCACAAUUAGCAGUUUAAAUGUUGAUAUUUCCACUUUUCCACCAUGCGCAAGUUAGAUUAGAAUAGACAGUAUUAUAAAUGAAUGAUAACUGCCAAAAUUAGAAAGGCAAUUUAAUUGUACAAGAAUUAGUGGAUGAAGAUGUUAAAAAUUGGUUAACACAUGGUUCAAUGUUCAAUGUGCUACUAGGCAAGGUAAAGUAACAGUAUUCUUCUCCCCAAUGCUCUAGUAAGUGUGCAUUUGCGGUUUAUGAAUUUCGAAGGCUUAUUCUUAAAUCAAGCAUUUUACAAGAACUAGAGGCUAAUUGGAUCAAGAUGCUGUUUAGACAGUUUCCUGUCAAGAAUAUUUCCUUUUCGUUUCAAUACUUUUUGAUAGAUUUGUCAGUUUUUUGGUAAGGUGUGAAAUUGAAAUAAUGAAGUAAAAGAAUAUUGGAGAUUUAUAAAUAGGAGUGUAAUUUAUUUCAUCAGAAACAGAUUGAGGAAAGUUGCUCUAAGAAGUUGUUAAACGUUCGAAAUUUUAGAAGAAUAGCAUUGUCAUUAGCAGCAUGGUCCGAUUAUUCGUCCGAUUAACGUAAAAUUAAUACAAAAGUUGGGGGGUAGACAAUUAAAAAUUCCGUUUUAUGGUAUCCAAGUUGUUAAUAUAAUUACAGAGCAGCCGCAUAUUUAUUUUGAAUUCCUAAGGAAUCACACAUUGGGAAACAUCUUUAAUUACCCAAUCCAUCUGAAUCUAGUUCUUUCUUGUUUUAAUUUUUUUUUCUGUUGUUCGAUCUAUAGCUCGAUUAGGUUUGAAAUUAAAAUAAGGAUGUAGAAGAUAAAAGGUAUGAUUUUGAUAAACAAGAACCUUCUCGUCCAAGAAAAUAAUAUCGGGGUUUUAAAAAUUGACAUUUAUUUUAACCAAACCAAAGAUCAAGGAAGGUUGUUUUGAAAAGUUGUUCCAAAUUAGCAAUUAGGUUUCAGAAGAAUAGAAUCGACAUUUGCAUUAUGGUUUAUAUCCUGUUGUUUUGAUAAGUCAAUGGUAGUACAAAAUAUAUUGAUCAUGCAAUUCAUAAUUGGAUCUCUAUUUUAUUUUUUAAUUUUCCAAAAAUUUGGUACAAUUAAUAUUUGUGUUUAGCGAAAUUCUAUAAUUGCAGCAUUGAGAGACAGAUUCUUAUCAAAAUGUUUUGUUCUGAAUACGGGAAAUAUGUUUAAUUAGUCAAUCUAUAUUCAUCUCGAAUAAAAACGAUCAUAAAUUCAAAGUUAUUGAAUCGAGUAAGGUUAGGUGACAGGUAGGGAUAACUCAACUACGGUAAGAUAGUGAACCCUUCUUUCAAUGAUAUCGAGACGUUAGCAUAUGAUAACUUUUGUUACCAUACUGUUACUGCUCGGUUGAAUUGGAGGUUGGGUUAACUCGAAGCUCAUGUAGGGCCCAAUUGUCCCAGUCCGUCGAGCACUAUCUUAACGCUUCCCUAAACUGGUGCUUCAGAACCCUCGGGCUCUGUUGCCGCUAUCCUACUCUAAGCUAUUCUACUCUCAUGUAAAUUUUCCUCUUCUGUCCCCCGAUCUGUUUUUCCUUUCCGGGUCAGCCAGGUAGCUCAUAAACCCAUACAAAAAAAAAAAAAAAAAAAAUUACAGAGUUUGUUGCAACUUACCCCUUUUUCUUAGUUGGGCAAAAAUCGCAUGUUUUUGAAAAUUUAAAAAUAACUGGUAAACCCAAGAAUUUUUCUGACUUCGUCAAUUGAGUGUCCCAUCAACCUUAAAACUUUUGAUGUACAAGAGGUAUGAUUAUCUGUAAGCAUUAAAAUUUUAGAAGCCAUUGAAGUUGAAAAUUGUUGCAUGUUGCCCCAGUUGACGGUACGCACUGCAACAUGAUCUACACAUUGUUUCUCAAUUUUCAACAUCAUAAAAUUUUUGAUUUUUCACUUGAAUCAAUUUUAAAACGCUUUUUUACUUUAAUUUGUUCACUAAAGGCGAACAGAGCACUAUCAAUGAAGGCAUAAUGAGCAUUUUCUGCUGUAUAAUCUAGCAGUUUAAGUAGUUUAAGAAGGUGUUGCUUCAUAAUCGCCCAGUACUUCUCGAUGGGGCGAAGCUCCGGAGUGAUGGGAGUGUUGAACAUUAUCGGCACGAAAUUGACCUUAUUGUCCGCAAACCACUUCAGCACGUCUUUGGAGUAGUGGCAGGGGCCUUCAGGAGAGGAAGCAGCCGCUUAUGGAGGCACUCUUUCAUGUACACCUGUCCGUUCAUCAUGUCCUGGGUCACGAAAGGUGCACUCCGUUUCCCGCACGUGCAAAUUUGGACAUCUUCUAAGUGCGGAUAUGCUCCGGAACGCUGAACUUAUCCUUGGCCGUGAAAACAGGUGGCCGGGGAUCUGUUUGAAGUCGGCCUUCACAUAUGUUUCGUCGUCCACGAUGCAGCAUUCAACUUUCGUCAGCAUGUUGAGGUACAACUUUCUGGGACGGGUUUUGUCGGACAUGUUCUGCUUCUCGUCGCGAUUAGAGGCCUUUUGUACCUUGAACGUUCGCAGCCCAGCCUUAUUUUUGGCCUUCUGGACAAAACUUCGGCUUAGGUGCAGCUUCUUAGCCACAUCCCGAACGGAGGCGUUCGGGUUUCGGUUGAAGGCCCCAACUACGCGGUUAUGGUUUUUGGUGUUGUACGGAAUACUUUUUCCUUCUCUUCUGGGCUUCCGAUCGGUGGUCAAUCGUUCCUCGAACCGCUUAAUCACUCGCGACACAGUGGAAUUCGCGAUUCCCAACGUUUUAGCAAUGGAACGAUGCGAGAGAUCCUUGUUCUCGUGACGAAUGCGCAAGAUUUUAUCACGCACGAGCUGUUCUUCUGACUUCAUUUCCGCGAGUUUUGAUCACAGGACUUAAAACUUGCAAGAUGUAAACAAUGCACUAUGAACUAAAUCCACCCAAAGUUUAAUUAAAUUCUACCCAACGGUUUAAAAGCUAGAGCAAUUUCAUAGUGUGGCAAUUUAAUCGUGGACACCCUUUAUUGACUCAGGCUUUCUGAUUCCAUACUGAUAGAAAAUGGAUAAAUCUAUAUGAAUUCAUUAACUUCAACUAUUAUAUUUCCUUCCUAUUUACUAUGAAGUUUUUGCAUAGUUUUGUUUGUCAAUCUAAACUUGAAAAUCGACCCUUCCCAGAUUUGAUGAAGACAAAUUUUACUAGGCAAUCGUAUUUUUAUUUUCAAUCGCAUUUCAAAACGAGACUCGUGUUUGUAUUUUUUGCGAUUUCCAUGUGAUUGUGUUGUCUUGUUGAUGUUGAUGUUGGUGCAACACGUUUCGAUUUCGUUUACAUAUAGUACUUUGCUGUGCCAUGCCCUCCCCGGCUAGCAUCGCGUUUGCCUUCGGUUUGCUUGGAGCAGUUUUUUUUGUCCGCUUGCGUUCUCCCACAUCAACGGACGGCAGGCAGCAAUAAUCAACAAAUUACGUCGACGUCUCACGACGAACAUCGUUUCUAGGUGCUCGCUUGCUCGUUCAGGCAGUAAGUCAGUCAGUCAGCCGAUCUGCCGAACAACGGUGUGUAGUUCGAGUCGAAACUUGGAUGUGUACGAUACAUACGUUCUAGAGUUAUUGGGGAGAAUGAACAGUUUAGAACAGCUGACUCCUUCACUCCGCCGUACGGUUUAAUAUCUGGACUCUUUCGAUACUAAGUUCGGUGCGGAAUUGUAGGUCGAGAUAACUUGUCGUGAUAGUCGAGUUACACGUGGACGAUCUUGAAAACAAUUAACGGUUUUGCUCAGUGCGAUCUACGAUCUCUCCGGGAGGGUUGAGUCUAGUUCAAUUGAGGUGGCAGUUGUGAAGAAUUAAUAAUUGUGCCUGUGAGUGAGUUAUGUUUACAAUUUGUGAUUUCAAGCGACACCAGCUUUGGCUGGAAACCGAAUUCGACAGGACACUCUCUAACAUCGACAAUAGCCUUCGGAUAAUAGUUUUCUGAUAGUCAACUGCGAAUUGGACGCUGCCUGGAGGAGCUUGAAGGGGUGACCUUUAAGGUGACAAUGAUGCCAUGAGAGUGCUGGCAUUUCGUGGUGGUGUGCUGCAAAGAAGUGCACAGCUGGACUGAAAGAGAGCACUGAAUCAUAUGUAUAUGAGCGAAGGCAAAGGCAGCAGCGACGGUGGCCCAGUCAAUGCCAAACAGCAUUUUCGACAGUGUUCGAAAGGUGUUUCAACUCGUUUUACGAUAAAGCACACGUAUUUUUAUUCAAUUAACAGAUAUCACAGGGCCAGAGAAUGGGAAAUAGUUCAUGGCGAUCCUGCCCGGUUUUUAUUACUUGGUGACACGCGACGUUCGGAAAAGUAAAACUAGUUAAAAGUGCAAGUGUCAAAAAUAUUCCCUUAAAAAGUACAAAAACUUAACUAGCACUUUACAAUGGGAUGGUUCAGCGCGGACGAAAUCGUCGCGCCGGUGACGAACAGUGCGUGCGAGCAAAAUCAAGUAGCCCAAACAGUGGCACUGUGUGCGAUUGCGGCAGCCGCUAUCGGAUAUAUUUCAGUUAAGGUGAUAAUAAAACUGCACCGCCAACAAACGGAACGAGUAGCCACUCGUGCGAUCCAAAUGAACAACUUAUCGGCAACACCUUAAAAAGUAAAAAAAAAAAAAAAAAAAAAAUGUUAACGGGGAAAAGAAGUGUGCUAAUCUAGUGAGUCAGAAACAAAAGACAAUCAAUGAACAAUGAGUACAACAACAAACUACGAACAGAACGAAAUUCUGAUUAAAAUAUGCAAGCAACAACUGGAAGCGAUAAGGGAACAACUAAUGCUACGGCUGAAGGAAGAUCCGUUCACAGCCCAAGACAGACUCUCGAGCUGAUAAAUACAUCGGGAAUCUUACAGACGAUAGUAUGAAUACUUCUUCCACUGAGCAAACGGGAUUAUUGUUGACAAUGCCGUCGGGGACGUUGGAAACGCACCUGAGAAUUGGAACCGGAUCUAGAUAAGUAUCUAUAGGUUUAAUUUAAAAAAAAAAAAAAAUUAAAAUAAUGUUUUUAAUGUAUAGAGUAGUCAAAAAGCUAAAAUAAUAUUUCGACUUUUAGGAACAAACAACAAACAGAAAAACAAAACAUGGAAAACCAAAACAACCAACAGAGGAAGAGAACAAAUGAAGAGAAAUGAAAGACAGAAAAAAAAAAAAUAAUAAUCGUAAGUAGAAACUGUAUUUUUUAGAAAUAGUGCUUCUUCCCUACUCAGGGAAUGGAUAGAUUUUUAGAAGCGGGAGAUUUACUUAACCAGCUUCUGAUAAACCUCACAAAGAAUAAUAAGUUAAGCAAAAAGACAAGGAAUCUUAAAAUCUUACAGAUUAAAGAUACCUUGUCUGAUGCAAAAAACUUUGUUAUAAAGCAAAGAGGAAAAGAAAACGAACAAAAUAUAAAUAAAAGAUAUGUACAUUUGAAAAAUGUUGCCAGAAGUUGUUUGGCAAUAUUAAAAUCAGAUAAUUUAGAAAAAACAGAACUAGAAGUAGUCCUACUAGAAAAAGUUACCAAAGGUUCUGAAGGACCAGGUAUUUCUAAAAGCACUAGACCCGAAGGAGAACAGGAAACCGACGACGAAGAAGACGACACUGGAGAAGACGAAGAAGAAUCCGAGAUAGAGUCUGAUUCAGAAGAAGAAGAACCAAACGACAAAAUGCCACCAAAGCUAGACUUAAACAUAGCUUUAAAGGUAGUAAAAUCUUUCGAUGGUUCCGCAGUUAACCUGCAGAGCUACAUCGAAAGUAUAGAACUUUUAAAAGACUAUGCGGAAGGAGUACCUCCCGCAGAGCUGAUAAAAUUUCUGAAAAUUACAUUGACCGGAACUGCCCGUGGGGCAUUCGACAGUGUUGCAACCGUCGAUGCCGCCAUUGAGGCAUUGAAACAAAAAUUCGGAGUCAAGCUCACUCCGAAGGCGGUGGAAAGUGAGAUGCUUUCCAAACGCCAAAGCAACAAGACACUAACUGAUUUCGGAGACGAAAUCACAAAAUUAUCGUCCAAAUUGGCCGCUGCUUACGUUUCGCAAGGAACGUUUGCCAGCGAGUCAGCCGCCAGCAACCUGGUAGAAACGGUUGCUGUGCGCGCAUUUGUUGAUGGGCUUAAAGAUCCAUCAGUAAAAUUUUUAUUAAGAGCACGAAACCCGACAACUUUAAACAAAGCGGUUUCAGAUGCUCUGGAGUGUCAAGCAACACCCCAUCAGGAAAACUGUGUUGACACUCUAAUGGCACUCUGGUGCACAACCGGAAAACCGUCAUAUAGAGGCAAUGGACAAAAUCAAUGGAGAGACAGAGGCCACCCUAGAGGACAUGGUUCCUACAGAGGGAAUAAUGGAUACCGUGGAAGAGGUAACCAUUAUACCAACUACAACCGUGGUUACAACAAUAACAACUAUGGUAAUAACCAUAGCAACCAAAACCAAAGAGGGAAUAAUCGAAGAGGUCGAAACGGUCCACACAUGGCAAACAUUGCCGAAGGACAACAACAACAAAUUCAACAACAACAACCACAACCCCAAAGACAAGAACGAGAAAGGGAAGAAGCCAAUCUAAUUGAUCUUUUUCGCUAAUUUUAAUGCGAAAAAGGCUCUCAGAAUAAAAUUUUUAUUAUUUGGUAAGGAAGUAGAACUAAUAAUUGACAGUGGAGCAUCUUGUUGUAUUUUGGACAAAAGAUGUCUCCCUGAAAUUUUCAAUAUAAAUAAUUCACAAACAUUGGAAAUAAGUGGUGUAAACGGAGUUACCAGCACGCUGGGAUACGUUGAAACUUUUGUAGGAUACAAUUCUGUAGAAUAUCCCAUUAAGUUUAAUAUAAUAGAGAGUUUACCGGAUACAGUUAAUGGUUUAAUUGGUACAAAUUUCCUUAAGGAGUUCGGAGCAAACAUUGAUUUCGCAAGAAUGAAGAUGGAACUCAAAAACCCAAAUCACGAGUAUUUUACAAUACCGGCUAGAACGGAAAUUGUUAGAUACAUCGAAACUAAUUUUUUUGAAACGUGUGUUGUAUUGAAUGAGGAAAUACAACCACAAGUAUUUGUUGCAAAUGCUAUUGUACAACCGUCAAACGGAAAAAUACCCAUCCGAAUGGUCAAUGUUAAAAACAAACCAGUUCGAAUUUCAAAUCUGAAACCAACAAUCAAGCCAGCCAGUGAGUAUUUGAUACUAGCGAUGGAUUAUAAGAAUGAUAAGUCAGACAGAAUCCAACAGCUUUUCAAAGAAUUGGAUUUGAGUCUUUUGCCAAAAACAGAGAAACAGCAUAUGGAACAAAUUUGCACAAAAUAUGCUGAUAUAUUUUGUCUUGAAAACGACAAUCUGACUGUAACAGAUAUCUACAGUCCAGUGGUUAAAAUAAAUAAAGAAGCCCAGCCAAUUUAUAGUAAACCCUAUAAAUUGCCGCAAAUGCAAAAGUCGGAAGUAGAAAAGCAAAUUCAAAAGAUGGUAAAGAACCAAAUUAUUGAGAAAGCCACUUCCGCAUGGAAUAGUCCAAUAUUGCUAGUGCCCAAAAAAUCUUCAAAUGACAAGAAAAAGUGGAGACUUGUUAUAGAUUACAGGAAGCUAAAUACGGUAAUUGAGGAUGAUAAAUUCCCUUUGCCUAAUAUU